UCCUUUGAACAGAGUUCUAAAAUAAGUGCUUUCCCUCUCAUAUUGGCUGAAUUUGUCCUGUGAUAAACGGCACAUGACUGUAUCUGUACCUCGUAUCUCUUGAGCCUGGGACUUUGAGACCAGCCUGGGCAAGAAGUAAGCAAGAGUUUUAACAUGCUAUCCAUGACAUAGCGCACACGAGCUAACAUGUCAUUGGUACCGAGUCAUGGAGCAGACUGUCACAUUCCAAAGUGAAGACCAGGAAUGUAUGGGUUCCCAAGUUUGCUUUAGAGGAGUCUUUCUCAUGACACCGUAAAUAUUGUAAGUUUGGAAACCCAAUCUCUCCGCCCUCUUCUUUUUGCCAGGCCUGACCUGGUAGUCCUACCUCAAAUCUCCCAAGUACUGGCAUUACAGUGAUCUUUGGGAACUCUUCACUGAGGUGACACAGCUCUUAGGAAGCUGUGCAUACAGGCAGGGCAGCAGUUGGGAAAGCCAUCUUUAACUGGUACCCAAUGCUGUGGUUGUGCUGUCAAGUGCAUAGCAACUGUACAGCCAACCCAGUCCACCUGCCUGUCGUCAGACUCGGCUUCCUACAUCUGUAGGCUGUAGGCAAGUGGACUGGGUUCCUUCCACAAUUGCUGUGACACUAAAGGAUAAAGCCAUCAGGUAAAGACUUGACCUCUCUGCUCAUUAGAGAGAAAGAUGGCCACAGGACAGAAUUACGCAAUUUUCUCACCUUGCUUAGAAUUCAAAGAAAACAAAUCUUAAGACUGUUUUAGUCCCCUUGUUUCUGUCAUGGGAAAAUGGGCCUUAGGAAGCCCAUUAAGUUGGGUUUUAGAGAGCAGUUACCUCAUCCCUUGAUUUGGUUGAGAAGAACUAAAGUGACCAGGGAUGAGAAAAGCUGGCAACACAACAGCCAGGGCUGUUACACAGAGAAACUGUUUUUGGAGGGAGGAAGGGCUGGGGAGAUGGCUUAGUGGUUAAGAACACUGGCUGUUCUUCCAGAGGAGCUGUGUUCAAUUCAUCCACAUGGCAGCUCAUACUUGCCUAUAACUCAAUCAGCCACUCACAUAGACAAACAUGUAGGCAAAACACCACUGCCCAUAAAAUAAAAAUUAAAAAAUAAAGCAGAGUAUCAUCCUCAGCUACUAGCCAUGAGACGGUCAAGUUGAAGGUGAGGUAAAGGCUGUUUAUUCUUAGCCUAACUCACGGGUUUUUUUUUUUUUUUUUAUAAGCCUUUCCUCAGCCACGAGGGCUUGGUAAAUGUCUGCGGAGAGAGUGGUUUUCUUUUCCUAGUGAUUUUGCUUGAAAUACAGAUUUAUGUUAGGGUUUCAUGGAGACUGAUUUCUUCAGUGCUAGAGACGGAACUCAAGGCCUCACACAUGAAGCAAGGGCUCUACCCCUAAACCACACUCCUAUUGCAAGACUUUGUUUUGUAUCUAGUGGAUUACAGGACAGGGAUCUAUUUGAAAUCAUGAGGUAUAUUGACAUUCUGUUUCACUUGCUGUUUCUGUUUUAUACACUGCAAGUUCCCAAGCAACUCACAUUUGCAAACACAGCUAUGGAUCCACUAUUUGUCUUGACAAUAGUAACCUUGGAAUUUAGGUUGAGUUUCUAUCUCCACUUCCCUGUUUCUUAAUCAUAUAUAACAUUUAUGGUAGCGGGUUGAGUUAAUGGUUUGUAGCCUCUAAUGAGAAGCCAGGAAGAAUGAGUAGUGAGGACCUGGUCACUCUGAACGUGGGAGGGAAGAUCUUCACAACAAGGCUCUCUACCCUAAAGCAGUUCCCUACCUCUCGGUUGGCAGGCAUGGUAGAUGGUAGAGACCCAGAGUUCAAGACUGUUAAUGGCCAGAUUUUUGUGGAUAGAGAUGGUGCUUUGUUUAGUUUCAUUUUAGAUUUUCUGAGGAAUCGUGAGCUUCUAUUACCGUCUGACUUUUCAGACUACCUUAGGCUUCAGAGAGAGGCGCUUUUCUAUGAACUCGAUUCUCUUGUUGAGCUCUUAAGCCAGCACCUGCUACAAUCAAGACCUGCUCUCAUGGAGGUGCAUUUCCUAAACAGAAAUACUCAAGCCUUUUUCAGAGUGUUUGGCUCUUGCAACAAAACCAUCGAGCUGCUAGCUAGAAGGAUUACAGUGUUUGUAGAGCAACCUACAGGACUGGCCCGGAGCGGUAACCCCUUCCCUCCUCAGGUGACUUUACUUCCACUGCCUCCACAAAGACCUUCUCACCAUGACCUGGUUUUCCACUGUGGCUCUGAUGGCACUAUUGAGAACCAUGCUGGAGUCAGGUACAUUUCCAUAAAGCCUGAUAACCGAAAAUUGGCAAAUGGAACAAAUGUCUUCGGCUUGCUGAUCGAUACUUUAUUAAAGGAAGGCUUUCAUCUGGUCAGCACUAGAACACCAGCCUCUGGAGACAAAAGUGAAUGCUAUGUCUUUGAAAGGAUAAAACGCCCUCAAGUCCUUGGGGAGAAUAAAACACCAAAACCAGAAAAUACCACCAUACCACCGCCAUCCCAGAAGUAACACUGUAAAAAGACAGUAAAGGGAACAUGCUCUUCUUGUUUGGAAAUUCCAUACCUGGAGCAUGUGUGCUGUCAGAUUUGGACUUAGUCUGACUUUGGAUGCUCUUCUA
Molecule: messenger RNA, 2608 nt
Organism: Microtus oregoni (creeping vole)
Lineage: Eukaryota; Metazoa; Chordata; Mammalia; Rodentia; Cricetidae
Gene: Kcnrg
Product: potassium channel regulator
Exons: 2
Coding region: 1687-2499 (270 amino acids)
Biological process (GO): protein homooligomerization; negative regulation of delayed rectifier potassium channel activity
Cellular component (GO): endoplasmic reticulum
Molecular function (GO): protein binding
Source: RefSeq, a predicted model, not a curated record